AGUACAGUUCUUACCUCGGACGUGUGUGGAACAACGUUAUUUGUUUUCUGUACACACAUUGCAUAUAUUUUUGCUAUUCAGAACGACAGAGAAAACAAUUAUCGGAAUAAACGCAAGGAACCGAUUAGUCCUGACCACGGCUAUAUCUACUGUGUAAUACCAAUGCCACGGUAACAGUAGGUUUCCAUUACUUCAGAUAUUUGUCACAUAAGCAAAUUGCCAAGAACCAUUACCAUCCGAAUAUUCUCAAUACCAUCGUCCUGUUAUUAUGACUGAAUUCUGUGCGUGAGAAUGUGAAGCCUCUUCCAUUUUUUAUGAAUUAACUGGAGGUGUCUGGCGUAGUAAGCGCGCUGCGUGCCGUAUACUACAGCACCACAACGUAUCAACAUCGAACACAGUCUCUUGCUCAUUGAAGCGCGCUACACCCAAUAACGGACGGUGUGCCAAUCGAGUCGGAUGCCGGGGAGGAUAACUUAUGAAAUAUUACUAUUGAGACGAAUUUAAGUGAAGCAGGUGAUACACUGUACAUGGGAUGUCCCCACUGGUAGCCAAUGGUGACGGAGAGAUAAAAGUCUGGUGAUUACGUGGUUGGUGCUGACAAUUCUCGUUGUUUAAUGUGGUGAUACGGCAGUGACCCUAGUCUCCGUCCUUUACAUAUCGGCAUGGCUCUAAAACUGACAACUAUAGUUGCUUGGAUUUUACACAGCAUCCAAAUAAUAACUUUAGUCACUGGGGCUGUAGAGUUAAACGUUUCUAUAUCCGAGAGUGAUCGUCCGCAACACGAUUCAGUAGAUACGGGUGAUGUUCAAUACCAAAUACGAAGUGAUUUUUCAUCGGAAACUUUGUCUUUAUUAACGGGUAGAUUUCUUAAUUCCGCAACUUUGGAUCUAACAUUCACGUUUGCAUGUCCUCAAGCUAAACCAGGCCAGGAGUCUGCUCAAACAGCUGGUGCAAUAGCCACUGGGCAGGUCACUUUAUUGACCUCAGGAUCAUGUUUGAUUUUGAAUUUGUCUUCAAAGAAUUUGUCUGUAACUUUCGACCUUCUUCCGAGAAAUGCUACAGAACCCCUAAAUAAACUGACCGGUUUGUGUACGGCCAAGCAGACGCUGGCAAUGAGUGUAGACCCUGUGUUACUGGGUGUUACAGACUGUGGGGACAGCAAGGAUGGAACGGAUUAUAUGGAACUACAAGUGAUACUGAAGAAUGCGCAGAGCAUGCAAAGUGUCGUUACAAAUGGAAAGACGAUCAACCCGGUAGGACUACGAUCGGCUGCGAUCUCUCUUGAGCCGGAAGACUUUACCUGUAACUUUGAAAGUGGAUGCCAGAUGGAAUUUGAUUCGUCCACAAUGUUGACGUGGACGGCUGAGAAGACGUUGUGCUCCCUUAAAGGACUAGAUAGUUACCAGGUGUUCCGUCGGGUACACUGUCAGGAUUACUCAAGGUUUAUUCCUGUCGUGGAUACUACAUCCGGGCAAUCACACGGCAAGUAUGGUUUCUUCCUUCCCAUGAAUUCCACCGUGAGCACGACCCUAUCUACUCCCGUUAUAUAUGGGAGUUCCGCCGGAUGUACGCUCCAGAUGUCGGCAUGGAUACAUCGUGGAGACAUCAUCAUUGUCAUUCGUACCACCAACAUCACGAAGUCGGUCGCUCACUUCGACAAGAAUACGAUAUUCGCAGGACAGAGAUAUUGGCAAAAUAUCUCGGUACAUAUUGGAAGUGUGCACACGCCGUUCGCCAUCGAUAUUCUCUUGCAUAGCGUUAGUGGAAACGUGGCAGUGGAUGACAUCGCAAUGCUGCAGUGUGGGGAUACUGAAGAGAAGGAGGUUGCUCCUGUGGGGUGCGGGACAGGAGACUUCCAGUGCAGCACCUGCCAUUGGGUACCUCACUCCAAGCUGUGUGACCUCAUCCCUGACUGCCUGUUCGGCGAGGACGAAUACCUUCCUUUAUGCUAUGAAAAUCAGUGGAAUGGAAGCUGUUCGUUUGAGGAUGGCUGGUGUGGUUGGGAAAAUAUUUUGAACCCUUUCCGGAGCGUGACACGAUGCGUGUUCGACAGGGCUAACUUCACAGACAUUGACAAGGAGAAAAUCGGCAAUAACCAUGGAGUUGUUUUACAAUUGCAUGGGAAGCAAUGUUCUGCGAGUGAAGAUGCCGCCAUCUACCGGGAGGUUCCCGCACUAAACUACGCUAACAACACAUGUCAGCUCCGGUUUUCCAUGCGUAACGCACGACGCGACAGGGUAGGCGUGAACAUGUACGAGAUGCUGGAUUCUGACCAGGUCACGUGGAUGUCCCUUGCUGUAGAAUCCACUCCUUCCAAAAGUCCUAACUGGAACCAUUACAGCACCACACUGCCUGUCACCCAUGGCAGGUUUGCUUUGGAGAUUUGGGCGCUGGUGUUUAUUUCGGAGGAUAUUCUAAUGGAUUUUGUAUCCCUUUCUCCCGAAUGCUUCAAACAAGGACCAGAUACACACAACGAUACCAUGAUGUUUCUCCGGGUAUCGGAAUCGGAGAAGGAAAGGUCCGGAUUGGUCCUGAUUGUACUCGGUACACUGACAGGAGUUGUGGCUGGUCUCACAGCUGUCUCCGUGACACUGAUAGUAGUGAAGCGUCGUCGCCAGGCGGUAGAAGGUCCGUGUAAGACACCUUACCGAAAGAACUCCUCCCACUCGUCAGCCACCAACUCAACCACCCUGUCAUGUCUAGAGGAUAAACACACACUUCAGGAUGAGGCGCUACUUGCGGAGGACACAAAUUCCGGCCGCCAGGCGUCGCUAAACGGAAGUAUCUGCACCAUGACUAUAUCGCCGUAUUACGAGUGGAUACAGGAUAGUGAGGAAAUGAUCAGGAAUAUCCCUAGGUCUAAAAUAAGACUCGUCAGUAUGAUCGGUAAAGGUGCAUUUGGAGAAGUAUUUUACGGAUUAUUGGCGGAUGUGGCUCAUUUACGAAACGAACUUCCAGUAGCUAUAAAAACAUUACCUUCGCUGUGUUCAGAGCAGACCAAAUCCGAGUUCUUCUUCGAAGCAAUUAUUCUAAGUAAGUUUAAACAUCCAAACAUCAUCAGAUUUUUGGGAAUUUCCAUCGACGAUCGAUCCAUGUUUUUGAUAUUAGAACUUAUGGAGGGAGGCGACCUACGUACUUUUGUCAGGGACGCGCGACCGAGAGAGAAAGGAGAAUGUUCCUCCCUCAGCAUUUUGGAUUUAUUAAAGUUAUCUUUAGACAUAGCGAAAGGCUGUCAGUAUCUCGAAAGUAACAAGUUCAUUCACAGGGACAUAGCCGCCAGAAACUGUCUGCUAACAGAAAAGGGUCCACAUCGCGUAGCCAAAAUAGGAGAUUUUGGAAUGGCGAGAGACAUUCUACGAACAAAUUACUACCGGAAGAACGGCGUUGCUAUGAUACCAGUGAAAUGGAUGCCACCGGAAGCAUUCAUGGACGGAGUGUUCACGUCCAAAACAGAUGUCUGGGCUUUCGGUGUGGUACUGUGGGAGGUGUUUACGAUGGGGUUUGUGCCUUACCCAGGAAAGACGAACGCUGAAGUGAUGAAAUAUGUCCUAGGGCACGGCCGUUUGAACCAGCCGCCACUAUGUUCGGGAGAACUAUUUGAUCUGAUGAAAAAAUGUUGGAAAUCUAAGCCAAAAGAGAGGCCAUCUUUCGUCUCCAUUGUAGAAACCAUGACAAAAAUUAAACGGGAACACAAGCAGGAGGAUCCAAUUAUGCUCGAAAAUCUUUCCAAAGACCCUGCUCCCUUCGUGAUAGAUACAAGCGGUGAACAGGAGGAACAAUGUCUGAUAGAAAACCAUGGUAACGAACUUAAUAAUAUGAUAGAUUCACGCAACUGUUCACCUGGUCACGUCUCUCUUCUAAGUAUGAAUACAGCCAGAAGUGAUGCAAUUUCAUAAAGUUCUCUGGGAUUACAAUACAGAGUAUCGCAGCUAUAUGUGUCCAAAGUGCGCAGGAGGAGACAACUCCGUAGGUACCGACCAGGAAUGGAUGUACUCUUAUUGAACCUUUGUGCCAUAUCAAUCAUAGUUAAACAGGAAUUGUGGUUGCCUCUGUUUAAAAAGAUUUUCUGUGAGUUGCAUACCGACAUUUUUUUAGGAUCGACAGUGUGUGUGGAGGUGUUAAGUGUUUGAACAAGAUGUAUGCUUGUGUGGGUGCGCGUGAAAGUGCGAUACCAGAAAGUAAUGGAUUGUGAGUGUAUAGUACUAUGAAUCGGGAAGUGUUGGAAUAGGCAGUGUGUGCGAAUACACUGUGUGAAACUUUUAAGUUGUACGUUGUAUACCGUAAGAAAUCUGUGAUAUUUGUUUAGGUUGUGAACAUGUGCCUCUUGUAGUCCAUGCAGUAUGCUAACAGUUCGAGUGUGUGUUUGUGAUUCUCCAAUCGCCACAAGUUCUGUCAAGAUUUCCAACUAGCAUUGUUAGUAGAACAAUUUUCAAUCUGAUAUAUAUUUUUGAGUUUAUUUUUUUCAUUUUUUCACGCGGGCUUUUUCUGUUCGUGAUGUUUACGGAAAUUAAGAAUACUAAGAUUCACGUGGAUAUUAUCUCCACGAUGUUGACAUACGAAAUUAUCGUGGAUACUGUCUUUGUAUCAAAACUGUCAUAUUAUCUAAUGGAUUGGCUUUAAUGUAACAUUUUUAGCAAAUACAAGCAAUAGCGCGUUUUUACAGCUUAUCAAAAAACCUUCUUGAUGUGCGAUGCAAUCAAUUUUUAUGUUAUCAUAGUUCAUUUAAGGGAUGUCAUAUAAUUUCUACAAUCUCUUUAUUGACCCUAGAUAUAUUUUUUAGUAAAACUACCAUCAUCCCGAGAGUAUAUCCGGUAUGAAAAAGUGAAAAGUUUUCGGAUGUAAUACACACGUUAGUUUGAAAUGGAAUAGAGACAGCAAGCGGAGGGACCAAGAGCACGAAUAUAUAGGGCAAUUAUAUAUAUUAUAAUAGCUGCUGAACGGCAUGUAAAACGUUGGUGAUGAGUUCGACGUAUCGGAGUGACUCAUUAUGUAGCCUAUUACGUCCUUUACCAUGAAAGUUAACUGUAACUUGUAUCAUGUGAACUUUUCUGUCAGAGUAAGCGGUGUAUUAUCAAAUAUGUGUUGUGUUUGAAACAUAUGUUUUAAGUUGACGUGUGAAGCGUCACUGUGCCUGUUUGUUAAAUGUUAAAUUUCAAUUCCAAUUAAAUGGCUUUCAAUGUAAAGUUUGCUAUGUUAUGUUUUCAUUAAACGACACAAAUAUGUGGCAGAGGUAACUAAUUGACGAUAAGGAAACUUUCUUUGUAACAACGUAAGCCCAGGUCUCAACAAGCUAAUUUCAGUAUUAAAAUAAAAUAUAGUCGUUUCUAACAAAAUAUUUUUAUUAUUCAAUAGCAUUGUUCUAGUUUUCAACAAGACUACGGGACCUUACAUGGUCUUUUUUCUAUUUAAAAUAUGUCAGGUUGGUACAAGUAUACCAACAUAGAACACAGACUGAGGGCAGACAUAUAUGUAAUGAUGUUAUUAUGUAAGGCUAAGGGCAGACAUAUUUGUAAUGAUGUUGUUAUGUAAGGCUAAGGGCAGACAUAUUUGUAAUGAUGUUAUUAUGUAAGGCUAAGGGCAGACAUAUUUGUAAUGAUCUUAUUAUGUCAGGCUAAGGGCAGACAUAUUUGUAUUGAUGUUAUUAUGUCAGACUGAGGGCAGACAUAUAUGUAAUGAUGUUAUUAUGUAAGGCUAAGGGCAGACAUAUUUGUAUUGAUGUUAUUAUGUCAGGAUAAGGGCAGACAUAUUUGUAAUGAUGUUAUUAUGUUAGGCUAAGGGCAGACAUAUUUGUAAUGACGUUAUUUUGUCAUGCUGAUGGCAGACAUAUUUGUAAUGACGUUAUUAUUUCAUGCUGAGGGCAGACAUAUUUGUAAUGAUGUUAUUAUGUAAGGCUAAGGGCAGACAUAUUUGUAUUGAUGUUAUUAUGUCAGGAUAAGGGCAGACAUAUUUGUAAUGACGUUAUUAUGUCAUGCUGAGGGCAGACAUAUUUGUAAUGACGUUAUUAUGUCAGGCUGAGGGCGGACAUAUUUGUAAUGAUGGUAUUAUGUAUCCCAUAGGUAUAAUGUUCUAAACCCUCUUUGCCAAGCGUUCAUUUAUUGUAAAUUUAUUUAAAUCACUUUGCCGGUAUUGAAGAAGACAGUCAUGAAACAGUAUACUUGAUUUAUCCAUUUUGGUUCCGCCCUUCAGUCCCUAAUGAGACAGUAUAUGAAAAAUAAAAUUUCACU
This is a messenger RNA of Mizuhopecten yessoensis (Yesso scallop), 6224 nucleotides long. Its product is annotated as ALK tyrosine kinase receptor-like. The record is from RefSeq and is a predicted model, not a curated record. Lineage: Eukaryota; Metazoa; Mollusca; Bivalvia; Pectinida; Pectinidae. Gene Ontology annotation, cellular component: signaling receptor complex. The transcript has 20 exons. The coding region runs from base 663 to 3896 and encodes 1077 amino acids. Gene Ontology annotation, molecular function: ATP binding; protein binding; transmembrane receptor protein tyrosine kinase activity. Gene Ontology annotation, biological process: regulation of neuron differentiation; protein phosphorylation; multicellular organism development.